CCGCUGUGCGUGAAGGGGUAGGAAGGAGAAUCCGCUGGUCGGAGCUCGGCCGGUGAGCAGAGCGUCCGCAGCUGCCUUCCUCUCGUCGGAUCCCCACGGGUAGGACCGCCGCGGGAGCCGCAGCAGCGCCAUGUCGUCGCCCGCCUCCACCCCCAGCCGCAGCCGCGGCAGCAAGCGCGGCCGGGGCAGCAAUCCGUCGACUCCGCAGGAUGCUCGGUCUCCUGCUUCGCAGAAGCGCAGGACCGACGACUCCACCUCCACCGGAGAGCUGCAGCCCAUGCCCACCUCCCCGCCCGCCGACCUGCAGAGCCCCGGCGGACCUGAUGCGCUCUUUUCUAGCCCUCCGCAGUUCCAGCACUCCGGUAUUCCACUUGACUUCGAUAUCAGUUCACCUCUGACAUAUGGCACACCCAGUUCCAGGGUGGAGGGUACCCCACGAAGCGGUAUCCGAGGAACUCCAAUUAGGCAGAGGCCAGAUCUCGGGUCUGUCCGUAAAGCCAGACAAGUCGAUUUACACUCAGAUGGGCCGGCUGAGGAUAUAGCAACUGACCAGUCUCUUGGACAAAAGCUUGUCAUUUGGGGAACAGAUGUUAAUGUAGCCUCGUGCAAAGAAAAAUUCCAGAGAUUUCUUCAGCGCUUCAUUGAUCCAGUAGGUAAAGAGGAUGAAGACAUUGGCUUGGAUCUCAAUGAGCCCCGUUAUAUGCAACGACUUGAAGAGAUUAAUAUGAUUGGGGAACCAUUCCUGAAUGUAAAUUGUGACCAUCUAAAAGCAUUUGAUGAAAACCUUUACAGGCAACUCAUCCGCUACCCUCAGGAAGUUAUCCCAACGUUUGACAUGGCUGCCAAUGAGAUCUUUUUUGAUCGUUACCCUGAUUCAAUAUUAGAACAUCAGAUUCAAGUAAGGCCAUAUAAUGCACUGAAGACUACAAAUAUGAGAAAUCUAAAUCCUGAAGAUAUCGAUCAGCUUAUCACCAUCAGUGGUAUGGUCAUCAGAAGCUCACAGUUAAUUCCUGAGAUGCAAGAAGCAUUCUUUAAAUGCCAGGUUUGCGCUUUCACCACCAGAGUAGAAAUCGAUCGUGGUAGGAUUGCUGAACCAUCAGUAUGCAAGAACUGUAACACAGUGCACAGUAUGGCGCUCAUCCACAAUCGAUCCAUGUUCUCUGACAAACAGAUGGUCAAACUGCAGGAGUCCCCUGAAGAUAUGCCAGCAGGACAGACCCCACAUACAGUUGUCCUAUUUGCUCACAAUGAUCUGGUCGAUAAAGUUCAGCCAGGUGACAGAGUUAAUGUCACAGGUAUCUACAGGGCAGUCCCAAUUCGAGUUAAUCCAAGGAUCAGCACUGUAAAAUCCAUCUAUAAUACGCACAUUGAUGUCAUACACUAUCGCAAAACAGAUUCAAAACGCCUGCAUGGUGUUGAUGAGGAAGCAGAGCAAAAAAUAUUUACAGAGGAACGUGUGGGAAUGCUAAAAGAGCUUUCUAAAAAAAUAGACAUAUAUGACAGACUUUCUUCAGCACUGGCUCCAAGUAUCUACGAGCAUGAAGAUAUCAAAAAGGGCAUUCUGCUUCAGCUUUUUGGGGGAUCAAGAAAGGAUUUCACUCACACAGGAAGAGGCAAUUUUCGUGCAGAGAUCAACAUUCUUCUCUGUGGUGAUCCUGGUACUAGCAAAUCACAGCUACUCCAGUAUGUGUAUAACCUGGUUCCUCGAGGUCAGUAUACAUCUGGCAGAGGCUCAAGUGCUGUUGGUCUUACUGCAUAUGUAAUGAAGGAUCCAGAAACACGGCAACUGGUUCUUCAGACGGGGGCUCUAGUCCUCAGUGACAAUGGCGUUUGCUGCAUUGACGAGUUUGAUAAAAUGAAUGAAAGCACAAGAUCAGUACUGCAUGAAGUAAUGGAACAACAGACUCUCUCCAUUGCAAAGGCUGGAAUUAUUUGCCAACUGAAUGCUCGUACAUCUAUUCUAGCAGCAGCUAACCCUAUAGAAUCACAGUGGAAUCCAAAAAAGACUACUAUUGAAAACAUUCAGCUUCCUCAUACACUGUUGUCAAGAUUUGACUUGAUCUUUUUGAUGUUGGAUCCACGUGAUGAAGCUUAUGACAGACGUCUUGCUCGCCAUUUGAUUUCCCUUUACUACCAAACUGAAGAAAAGAUGGAGGAGGACUACAUGGAUAUGGCAGUAUUGAGGGAUUACAUUGCAUAUGCUCGUAGCUAUGUAAAUCCCAGGUUAAGUGAAGAAGCAGGCCAAACCCUGAUUGAGGCAUACGUGGACAUGAGGAAGAUUGGGAGUGGCAGGGGAAUGGUUUCUGCAUAUCCUCGACAACUUGAGUCUCUGAUCCGACUGGCAGAAGCGCAUGCUAAAGUACGCUUUUCUGAGAAAGUUGAAACAGUUGAUGUAGAAGAAGCAAAACGGCUCCAUCGGGAAGCACUGAAACAAUCUGCUACUGAUCCGAGGACCGGAAUUGUCGACAUAUCCAUUCUCACUACAGGAAUGAGCGCAACAGCUCGUAAGCGGAGAGAGGAGUUGGCUCAAGCCUUAAGGAAGCUUAUCCAGUCAAAGGGUAAAACACCAGCGUUGAAGUACCAACAGCUUUUUGAUGAUCUCCGAGCACAGUCUGAUACAGCUAUCACGAAGGAGAUGUUUGAAGAAGCGCUUCGUGCCUUGGCUGAUGAUGACUUCUUGACUGUGACUGGGAAGACUGUUAGACUGCUUUAAGUUAGCCUUUCCUUGUGCGCUGACUUGUCACAGCUUUUGCUUAAGAUGGUGUCAGUCUGUAAGAUCUUUGAGAUUUGGGACUAUCAUUUGCUAUGACAAGCACAGCUUUUGCUUGCCAGCCAGCUGUCAUGGCUUUACUUUGCCUUACAAUAUUACCUGUCUGCAAGAUUAAGAUUUGGGGCUAGCACUUGCUCUGACAAGUGUAACAAUGAUUAUGGGGCACUUCUGUCAGCGCAAGAUACCUAGCAUAAGGAGGACCUAGAAGGUCAUCAGGUGAAUAACGCUAUUUACAUUUUAGCUCCAUGUAAUUACUAAAUGUGUUGAGUGCUAUGUGUUUUCAUGAGGUUUUGUAGAACAUGCAAACAAGGUUAUAUUUCAA
Neopsephotus bourkii (Bourke's parrot) is the source of this 3092-nucleotide messenger RNA. RefSeq names its product minichromosome maintenance complex component 4 (gene MCM4). The record is from RefSeq and is a predicted model, not a curated record. Gene Ontology annotation, cellular component: MCM complex; nucleus. Lineage: Eukaryota; Metazoa; Chordata; Aves; Psittaciformes; Psittacidae. Gene Ontology annotation, biological process: DNA strand elongation involved in DNA replication; double-strand break repair via break-induced replication; mitotic DNA replication initiation. The coding region runs from base 131 to 2713 and encodes 860 amino acids. The transcript has 16 exons. Gene Ontology annotation, molecular function: single-stranded DNA binding; ATP hydrolysis activity; single-stranded DNA helicase activity.